AUGAGUGCGCUUCCAUCACCCAAAGAACGCUUCGACAACGCAUGCAAACAUGCAGCUGUGCUCCGGGCUCUUCUCUCUCACCCAUCUAUGAAUCUCACUCCUGACGGCCUUCCUGAUCAUACCAAAACCCACCCAACUCUCUUCUUUGUGACCGACUUUGGACUAAGAUCCUACAAGGACUACCUCCUUCCCAUCCUUCCUCCUGACGCCGAGAAAACAUCACAAUCUCUGGCUCUCCAGGGUGUGGAUGAUGUGAAAGAGAGUCCAGAGUUGAUGAGCGAUGAUAUGUAUCCACGCAUGGAAGUGGGCGGUUUUAGACAAAAAUGGGUCGACGCGCAGGGACGUACCAUGAUGUUCAAGUCCUGCAUUCUGGACACGUCCACGCACCAUUUUUUUGGCGGGUCCUUUGACUUUGGGGACGAGGUCAAGGAGAAGGCCAGGGCAUUGGCGUGA
This is a messenger RNA of Fonsecaea nubica, 453 nucleotides long. RefSeq lists its product as hypothetical. Bases 1 to 453 code for a protein of 150 amino acids. The record is from RefSeq and is a predicted model, not a curated record. The transcript has a single exon. NCBI's taxonomy places the organism in Eukaryota, Fungi, Ascomycota, Eurotiomycetes, Chaetothyriales, Herpotrichiellaceae.